AUGGCUUUUCUUCAGGUGAGAUGCAGGCUGACAGGCCACGAGAUGCCAUGUCGGCUGUCGGAGCUGCAGGCUUAUACUAAUGGCAAGAAGUAUCAGCGGCUGAUGAAGACAGCCAGAGAGUUUGACUAUGGCAAGUUUGAGCCCCAUAUAGUGCCCAGCACAAAGAAUCUGCACCAGCUGUUUUGCAAGCUCACUCUCAGACACAUCAACAAGUUUCCAGAGCACGUGCUGCGUCACGUCCAAGGGAAGCGCUACCAGAAGGCCCUAAAAACAUAUGAGGAGUGCCAGAAGGAAGGAGUGGAGUACGUCCCUGCCUGCUUGCGACAGAAGAAGCACCAGCGGACGCAGCACCCCGAUGACCAAAUGAACGGGAGCAGGCAGCCUUACAGAAAAGAGGAAUUCUGGGAGCCAAAGUCCAGCGAUGAGGACGGAGAGGAGACGGACGACAGCAUGAGUGACCUGUACCCAUCCGCACUCUUCCCAGAAAAAAGCCCAGCAGCUCCACAAACCACAAAGGGCAGCGAUGACUUUGCAACAGACAGCGAGGAUGAGGAUGGUGGGAGAAUGGAUGUCAGCAGAGCAGUUGGCAACAAAAGAGGAAAGAAACAGUCAGGCCCUUUAAAGAAGAAAUUCAAGAGUCAUCAUCGAAAACCCAAGAACUUCAAGAAAGCAACCAACGGCAAAUAAAUUUUAUGAUAAAUA
This is a messenger RNA of Pygoscelis adeliae (Adelie penguin), 702 nucleotides long. It is a transcript of the gene SURF2, whose product is annotated as surfeit 2. The transcript is spliced from 5 exons. NCBI's taxonomy places the organism in Eukaryota, Metazoa, Chordata, Aves, Sphenisciformes, Spheniscidae. The coding region runs from base 1 to 687 and encodes 228 amino acids. The record is from RefSeq and is a predicted model, not a curated record.